AGCACUGCAGUCUCUCUUAGGUCACCACCUUGCCAAACUCUCUCUCCAGCAACAGCAUGUCGCUUUCAGUCCGCACCUCUGGGCUGUCCAGGAGGUUGUCCUCACAGAACGGGGCGGCAGGCAGACCUUGGGGUGCAUCGGCUUCUAGUGUCGCCAGCGGCUAUGGAGGAACGGGCUCUGGAGUUGGCUGUGGGGGUCUCUUUUCUGCUGCCUCCAUGUUUGGUUCUAGUUCUGGCUUUAGCGGUGGCUCUGGAGGUUGCUUGCCAGGGCUUGGCUCUGCCUAUGGGGGACCUCUGGGAGGUGGCUUGGGAGGGAUGGGGAUGGGGCUAGGAGGAAGCUCGGGCGGUGGCUCUCUGUGUAUCUUCUCUGGCAACGAUGGAGGGCUUCUUUCUGGUUCUGAAAAAGAAACCAUGCAAAAUCUGAAUGAUAGACUAGCUUCCUACCUGGGUAAGGUUCGAGCUCUGGAGGAGGCUAAUGCAGAACUGGAAAACAAAAUUCGAGAGUGGUAUGAGACACGAAGAACCGGAGACUCCGGGUCCCGGAGUGAUUACAGUAAAUACUACCCACUCAUUGAAGACCUGAAGAAUAAGAUUGUUUCUGCCAGCGUCAGCAAUGCCCAGCUCCUCCUGCAGAUUGACAAUGCAAGACUCGCUGCAGAGGACUUCAGGAUGAAGUAUGAGAAUGAGCUGGCCCUGCGCCAGACGGUGGAGGCCGACAUCAAUGGGCUGCGCAGGGUGCUGGACGAGCUGACCCUGGCCAGAGCUGACCUGGAAGCGCAGCUUGAGAACCUGACUGAGGAGCUGGCUUACAUGAAGAAGAACCACGAGGAGGAACUCCAAAGUUUCCAGGCAGGUGGUCCAGGUGAGGUCAAUGUAGAAAUGGACGCCGUCCCUGGAGUGGACCUCACUAAGGUCCUCAAUGAAAUGAGAGCCCAGUAUGAAGCCAUGGCUGAGCAAAAUCGGAAAGAUGCGGAGGCCUGGUUCCUUGAAAAGAGCGGAGAGCUCAGAAAAGAGAUCAGCAGCAACACGGAGCAGCUUCAAUCCAGCAAGAGCGAGGUCACCGACCUGAAGCGCAUGGUGCAGAACCUGGAGAUUGAACUCCAGUCCCAGCUCGCCAUGAAGUCGUCCCUGGAAGGCUCGCUCGCUGAAACCGAGGGUGGUUACUGCUGCCAGCUGUCUCAGUUGCAGCAGCUGAUCGGCAGCCUGGAGGAGCAACUCCAACAGGUGCGGGCUGACGCAGAGCGCCAGAAUGCCGACCACCAGCGGCUGCUGGGUGUCAAGGCUCGCCUGGAGAUGGAGAUUGAGACCUACCGCCGGCUGCUGGAGGGGGAUAGCCAAGGUGACGGUUUGGAUGAAAGCUCAUCCCUUACUGUCUCCAAAUCUCAGACACCGUCGGUCGAUUCCUCUAAAGACCCAAAUAAAACUCGAAAAAUCAAGACAGUCGUGCAGGAGAUAGUGAAUGGCGAAGUGGUCUCAUCCCAGGUUCAGGAACUUGAAGAAGUGAUGUAGGCCUCACACGGGCUCCUUUGGAAUGCGGAAUUUACAGCUAGGAGUGACUGCUUCCAUGUGCUCUAUAAAUUCAGCAUCUGCUUUGGCCAGUUUCCUUUUCCUUAGAGUCUCUAUUCAUGUUGGGUCUUGUUUACAUUUCUGAAACAAUAUCCAAUUUACAAGUCUCUGUGGCUGUGCUGACCUUCACUAAGACCCCAGAUCACCUUACACCUUCCUGGGCCUGAAGGGGUCUUUCCACUAAGUGUUUUCUGGUCACCUGGACCAUUUGUUUAAUCCCAAAGUUUUGAUAAAACAGUGUGGGUUUAAUAGCGCUAACUUUAACUAAAGAUUAAUGGCAAUGAUGUGAA
Mastomys coucha (southern multimammate mouse) is the source of this 1855-nucleotide messenger RNA. RefSeq names its product keratin 12 (gene Krt12). Gene Ontology annotation, molecular function: structural molecule activity. The transcript has 8 exons. NCBI's taxonomy places the organism in Eukaryota, Metazoa, Chordata, Mammalia, Rodentia, Muridae. Bases 57 to 1508 code for a protein of 483 amino acids. The record is from RefSeq and is a predicted model, not a curated record.